Molecule: messenger RNA, 1327 nt
Organism: Drosophila persimilis
Lineage: Eukaryota; Metazoa; Arthropoda; Insecta; Diptera; Drosophilidae
Gene: colt
Product: congested-like trachea protein
Exons: 7
Coding region: 312-1232 (306 amino acids)
Biological process (GO): carnitine transmembrane transport; mitochondrial transport
Cellular component (GO): mitochondrial envelope
Molecular function (GO): O-acyl-L-carnitine transmembrane transporter activity
Source: RefSeq, a predicted model, not a curated record
CACUGAUGUUAACUUAAAAAUGGCCAGGUAAACUUCAUCAAAAGACACCGCGCGGGCAUAUACCAGGUUCGACUCGGAGCAGCACGGGAAAAAAAAAAGAAAAUUCCGAACUUUGUACCCGCGCACAUUCCCAGUAAGCAGUAGCCGGCAAUAGCGUUCCGCUCUUUGACAGACCAGCUAGUAAAUGUUUCGUGGCUGACACCCGACACCUGACACCCAGUCCAGCAGCAACAGGUUCCAGGCCGACGAGUCAAUAUUUUGGGACCACUUUUAAUCUACCAUCGACCAGAAAUAAACCUUUUGGAAUCACUAUGGCAACCGUCGAAAAGGUGUCCACGGAGCGAAAGGCGAAUCCGGCCAAAUCUUUCAUCACUGGCGGCUUUGGUGGAAUCUGUAAUGUUCUUUCUGGGCACCCGUUAGAUACCAUAAAGGUACGUUUGCAGACAAUGCCGCGGCCGGCGCCGGGUGAGCAACCACUUUACAAAGGCACCUUUGACUGUGCUGCGAAAACCAUAAAGAACGAAGGUGUUCGCGGGCUCUACAAGGGCAUGUCAGCUCCGUUAACGGGUGUUGCACCUAUUUUUGCCAUGUGCUUUGCGGGCUAUGCGUUGGGAAAACGUUUACAGCAACGGGGGGAGGACGCCAGGCUCACCUACUCACAAAUUUUUGUCGCCGGUUCGUUUUCGGGCCUCUUCUCCACGCUGAUUAUGGCACCGGGAGAGAGAAUCAAAGUCCUGCUGCAAACGCAACAGGGGCAGGGUGGUCAGCGUAAAUAUAAUGGAAUGAUCGAUUGCGCUGCGAAGCUUUAUAAGGAAGGAGGACUGCGCAGUGUCUUCAAGGGCAGCUGCGCCACCAUGCUCAGGGAUCUACCCGCUAAUGGGCUAUAUUUUCUCAGCUACGAGAUACUGACCUCUGAGUACAAGCGACGCUAUGACAGACCCAACGUGGAUCUAUUUCCGGCCAUCUUAGCCGGUGGAAUGGCGGGCAUUUUCUAUUGGAUCGGGGGAAUGCCAGCCGAUGUGCUUAAGAGUCGAUUGCAGUCAGCUCCUGAGGGGACAUACAAGCAUGGGAUACGAAGCGUUUUCAUGGAUCUCAUGAAAAAUGACGGUCUACUGGCGCUGUACAGAGGAAUUACCCCGGUAAUGUUGCGCGCCUUUCCAGCGAAUGCGGCCACCUUCUUUGGUAUCGAGCUGGCCAAUGCCUUUUUUCGUAUUGUGGCCCCAGACUUUUAGAACAUUAGCUAAUGCUUUAGGUCAGCCAGUAUUAUAAAAUAUAUCAAUUUAUAUAGCGUUUUAAUAAAGUAUACAAAACAAAUGAAAAAAUUGAA